AUGGAAGAUGAUCCCCUGCAAGGAGCUCAUUUACAACUCAGUCAGGACAUCUCUGAUCUUGGAAUGAAGAAACACAACAGAAAUCAGUGGGCCAAAAAAGCAGAGUACUUCCUCUCUGUUGCUGGAGGUAUUGGCUAUGCCAAUGAGAUUGUUAGUUUUUACUCAAGUAUUUCAUACAUCAUCAUCUUAGCCUGGGCCUUUUUCUACCUUUUCCACUCGCUCAGCCAGGAGCUGCCUUGGGCCAUUUGCAGCAACACAUGGAAUACAGCAUCCUGCAAGGAGUUUAACAAGACAAAGCUUUUCACCAACUGGACGAAAGUGGACAAUGCAACCUCACCAGCACUGGAAUUCUGGGACAGGCGGGUGUUGAACAUCUCUAGAGGGAUUGACAAACUGGGCAGCGUGAACUGGGAAAUGGCACUGUGCCUUCUGCUCGCCUGGAUUAUCUGUUACUUCUGUAUCUGGAAGGGUGUGAAAUCUGCAGGAAAGGUGGUGUAUUUUACGGUCUCAUUCAUUUACAUUAUGCUGAUCAUCCUCUUGGUGCGAGGACUCACUCUCCCUGGGGCCAAGGAUGGCAUUAUUUACUACUUGUAUCCGGAGCCAUCUCGACUUGCAGACCCUCAGGUCUGGAUGGAAGCUGGAACUCAGAUUUUCUUCUCAUACACUCUCUGUCUUGGUGUCCUAACAGCACUCAGCAGUUGUAACAAGUACUCAAAUGACUGCUACAGGGAUUGCGUUUACUUGUGCCUACUGAACAGUGGCACAAGCUUCUUGGCUGGCUUUACUGUUUUUUCUACAUUGGGCUUCAUGGCAUAUGAACAAGGAGUGCCCAUUGAUGAAGUGGCAGAGUCCGGUCCAGGUCUCAUCUUCAUUGUGUACCCACAUGCUAUUUCUAUGAUGCCCGUCCCUCAGCUCUGGACAUUCUGCUUGUUUAUUAUGGUCAUACUUCUUGGAUUGGACACUCAGUUUCUUGGUGUUGAAAACAUCAUGAUAGCUGCCAAGGACAUGUUUCCUCAUUAUUUCCAAAAGGAAGGAAGGUUACAGGCUUUUCUGCUGGUUUUCUCAAUUUUUGGCUUCUUAGUUGGACUCCCAAUGGUUGCAGAGGGUGGGAUUUAUAUCUUCCAACUCAUUGACUACUAUGCCUGCAGUGGGACCUGUCUCCUGUUCAUCGCCAGCUUCCAGUGCAUUUGCAUCGGCUGGGUAUAUGGUGCUGAUCGCUUCUAUGACAACAUGGAAGACAUGAUAGGCUAUCGGCCUGGACCCUUCAUUAAAUACUGCUGGACUUUCUUCACGCCUGUUAUUUGUAUUGGUACGUUUAUUUUUUCCCUGGUAGAUUACACCCCAUUAAAAUAUAACAACACAUAUGAAUAUCCAGAAUGGGGAUACGCCCUGGGUUGGCUCAUCUCAUUGUCCUCUAUUAUUCCCAUGCCACUUUGGAUGCUUUUCAAAUUACUCCGGGCAAAAGGAACACUGUGUGAGCGGUUCCACUUACUCUGCCAAUCUAAAAUUCAACCAAGAAAAUGUAAAAUGCUUGUGAAGUUAGACCCAACGGUGCAAAGAGAUGGACAAGAACAAAGAACACCCAAUAAUCAGGGGGAAGUAAAACCAAAAAGGUAUUAUUUUAUUUCAUCUAUUUUCCUAACACACAGUCAUGGGGAAGCUGCUGUCUACCCUGGUAAUCAAUGAAUGCACGGCAGGAACAUCUCCCAGAGGGAGUGCCAACUCACUGCAGGUUUAACUCUUGCCAUUAUAAAUUUUAUAUAAUUAAGCUUGGCAUCCAGAAAAAUCCAAGAAUUUCAAAUGGUUGCAGAAAAUGGAACACUGUACUGAAAGUUGAAAGGGUUAACAUUA
This is a messenger RNA of Erpetoichthys calabaricus (reedfish), 1851 nucleotides long. Its product is annotated as sodium- and chloride-dependent GABA transporter 2-like. NCBI's taxonomy places the organism in Eukaryota, Metazoa, Chordata, Cladistia, Polypteriformes, Polypteridae. The record is from RefSeq and is a predicted model, not a curated record. Gene Ontology annotation, biological process: sodium ion transmembrane transport. The coding region runs from base 1 to 1686 and encodes 561 amino acids. The transcript has 13 exons. Gene Ontology annotation, cellular component: membrane.